CAGGUCUUUCGUUAGGAUUCAGAGUUUUGACCUUUUGCCUGUCUGUUUUGCUCCAGAAUCUCCCUGGGGUGCCCGCCCUAGGCAGCGAUGCCAGGAUGCCUGUCUCUGCCUCCCUCUGCCAAGAUGGCAGCCAAGAGCGACCCAUGAGCCUGACCUCUACCACCUCCUCGUCAGGCUCCUCCCGGGACAGCUGUGGUACCAUGGAGGAGCCUAAUGGCUCUGAGGCUUCAGCGAAGAAUGGGACAGGAUCCCCACGCAGCUGGCAACCCCCCAACAGCAACAACAACUCCAGCAGCUGGCUGAACAUGAAGGGGCCUCUCUCCCCAUUCAACAGCCGGACCAUGGCAGGGCACAAGCUCAGCUACCUGGGCCGAGUGGUGCGGGAGAUUGUAGAAACGGAGCGGAUGUACGUGCAGGACCUUCGCAGCAUUGUCGAGGACUACCUCCUGAAGAUCAUUGACACGCCCGGGCUGCUGAAGCCAGAACAAGUCAGUGCGCUCUUUGGGAACAUAGAAAACAUCUAUGCACUGAACAGCCAGCUACUCAGAGACCUGGACAGUUGCAAUAAUGACCCCGUGGCUGUGGCCAGCUGCUUUGUGGAAAGGAGCCAAGAGUUUGAUAUCUACACCCAGUAUUGCAACAACUACCCCAACUCUGUGGCCGCCCUAACAGAAUGCAUGCGGGACAAGCAGCAGGCCAAGUUCUUCCGGGACCGGCAGGAGCUGCUGCAGCACUCACUGCCUUUGGGCUCCUACCUGCUGAAGCCAGUCCAGCGCAUCCUCAAGUACCACCUGCUGCUCCAGGAAAUUGCCAAGCAUUUUGACAAGGAAGAGGAUGGCUUUGAGGUGGUAGAGGAUGCCAUUGACACCAUGACCUGUGUGGCGUGGUACAUCAAUGACAUGAAGAGAAGGCAUGAGCAUGCAGUCAGGCUCCAGGAGAUUCAAUCACUGCUCAUCAACUGGAAGGGGCCAGACCUGACCAUCUAUGGGGAGCUUGUCCUGGAGGGCACGUUCCGUGUGCACCGCGUACGCAACGAGAGGACCUUCUUCCUCUUUGACAAAGCACUGCUCAUCACCAAGAAGCGGGGCGACCACUUUGUCUACAAGGGGCACAUCCCGUGCUCUUCCCUGAUGCUAAUCGAAAGUACCAGAGACUCCCUGUGCUUCACCGUCACCCACUACAAGCACAGCAAGCAGCAGUACAGCAUCCAGGCCAAAACAGUGGAGGAGAAACGGAAGUGGACCCACCAUAUCAAGAGGCUCAUCCUGGAGAACCACCAUGCCACCAUCCCCCAGAAGGCCAAGGAAGCCAUCUUGGAAAUGGAUUCCUAUUAUCCCAACCGGUACCGCUACAGCCCAGAGCGGUUGAAGAAGGCUUGGUCCUCUCAGGACGAAGUGUCCACCCACAUGUGCCAAGGGCGCCGGCAAUCUGAGCCGGCCAGACACCUGCUCAGGCAACUCAGUGAGAAAGUGGUGUCAGCAGCCAGAGCAGGAGGAAUGAAGGGGAAGGGGCGCAGGGAGUCUGAAGGCCCCAAGGACUGCAGAAGGCCCAGCAACCAGUCUCCAACCACUGCUGAGAAAUGCAUGAGCUUCGAGACAGUCUCUUCUCUGCCAGAGGUUGAGCUAGACCCUGAGCCUGAGGCAGAGCAGGAGGUAUUUGCUGCUGUGGAAAGUCCCAGCACUGAGGAGAUGCCCUCUGACACAGAGUCUCCAGAAGUUCUGGAAACACAGCUUGAUGCCCACCAGGAGCUGCUGGAUGUGGACCACGUGGGUGACAUGGUGGGCUUUGUGGUGGCCGAGAGCUCUGAGGACCUAAAGGCCCUGAGCAGUGAGGAGGAGGAGGACAUGGGGGUCACCCAGGAGCCUGAGAGCCUCCUGCCACCCUCUGUGCUGGACCAGGCCAGUGUCAUUGCUGAGCGCUUCGUCAGCAGCUUCUCUCGGCGAAGCAGCCUGGCUCUGGAGGAUGGCAAGUCCAGUGGCUUCGAGACCCCACAGCCGGUCAGCCGCAGCAGCAGCAUGCUCAGCCUUGAGGGGAGCGAGAAGGGCCCGGCCCAGUAUAGCGGCAUCACAGACUCGCUCAGCUCCCAGCUUCCCUCAGAAGUGGUCACCAGUGUGGGGGUGGCUGCAGAGAGCAGCCCGUCCAUCAACGGGACAGAGCCUCCAAGCCCAGGCUGCCUAGCUGAGCCUGACCAGUCCUCCUGCAAGAAGAAGGAAUUGCUGCUCUCCACCCAAGACCGGCUAUUGCUGGAUAAAAUCAAGAGCUACUAUGAAAACGCAGAGCACCAUGAUGCAGGUUUUAGCAUCCGGCGCCGGGAGAGCCUCUCCUACAUCCCCAAAGGGCUGGUGAGAAACUCAGUCUCCAGGUUCAAUAGCCUUCCCAGGCCAGACCCAGAACCCGUGGCUCCGCUGGGACACAAGAGACAGGCAGGGUCCCGACCGGCUUCAUGGGCCCUGUUUGACCUCCCAGGACCAGGCCAGGCAUGCACUGGGGACCCAGCCCCCAUCACAGAUGCUGAGUUCCGUCCGUCUUCGGAAAUUGCAAAGAUAUGGGAGGGCAUGGAGUCUUCCGCAGGGAGCCCUCGGAAUGGGUCAGGCCAGGGCCAGGCAAACGGCUUUGACCUACAUGAGCCGCUCUUUAUCCUGGAGGAGCACGAGCUGGGUGCCAUCACGGAGGAAUCCACCACUGCUUCCCCAGAGAGCGCCUCCCCGACUGAGCGUCCCAGCCCGGCCCACCUGGCCCGGGAACUGAAGGAGCUGGUGAAGGAGCUGAGCAGCAGCGGCCAGGGAGAGCUGGUGGCCCCCCUGCACCCCCGCAUUGUGCAGCUCUCCCACGUGAUGGACAGCCAUGUGAGUGAGCGUGUCAAGAACAAGGUCUACCAGCUGGCCCGCCAGUACAGCCUUCGGAUCAAGAGCAAUAAGUCAGCAAUGGCCAGGCUGCCACUGCAGUGGGAGAAGACAGUUCCUGAGAAGAACGGGAAGAGCUCCACCAUUCCCUGCCUACAGGAGGAGGUUGGAGAGCCGUUGCGUGACAAAGGUAAGAGAAAGCCCGUGCUGUCCUUCCUCAGCUACGAGCCGGUGAUGACCCAGGAGCACAGCCCCCCCAAGCCCUGCUCUGCCAGGGAGACUUCACCACGGCGUUUCUCCUUCAGCCCCUCUGCUGCCAGCCCCAGGACCACCUUGCCUGGGAUCCGGACCUCCGCCCGAAGCCCCCUCAGCCCCUUCGACACAGAGACCUUCAGCUGGCCUGACGUCCGAGAGCUGUGCUCCAAGUAUGCCUCCCACAAUGAGGUACUCCCGGCCGAGGGCAGCCGGCCCCGCACAGUGCCUGUUAACCGAAGCCACUCAGUGCCCGAGAACAUGGUGGAACCCCCCCUGCCAGGCAGGGUGAGCCGCUGCUUCAGCCUGAACACCAAGAGAGGCCAUGGAGGUGGGGAGGCCGCCCAGCCCCAGCCUUCUGGGUUGCCGCUCCAAGGUGGGCUGGAUGAAGGCGAGGCCUUGUAUGUCACCGCGGACCUCACCCUGGAGAACAGCCAGCGGGUGAUUGUCAUGGAGAAGGGGCCCCAGCCUGAGGGGCUAGAGGAGGGCAGUGGGCAGGGACUGAGCUUGCUGGCUGCUGGGGUAGGACAGGGCCAGGAUUUGCAGGAGUCUGCAGAGUAUCGACUGAAGGAAGAGGGGCCCAGGGACCCUGUGGACCCAAGCCAGCAGGGCAGAGUAAGAAACCUGAGGGAGAAAUUCCAGGCCUUGAACUCCAUAGGUUGACAGUGACUCUUUGGGGAAGGGAAAUGGGGAAGAACCCCACACGCUUUCUUACAAGCCUGGGUCUCCCUGGCUCACAUGAGUCCCCACCCAGGGCCCUCGGAAAGACUGUUCCCUCUACUCUCUCCUGAAGAACACAUCCGUGUCGGGGUGUCCUCUGCAGGUGCCUGUUCUCACCUGCUGCCUGUGCUACGCCCCGGUGCUUCCCUGGGGCUCGGGACAACUUCCCACAGGCCCCAUGAGCCGCUUUUCCCCUCUGAGGCCAGUGUGGCUGUUUCCCUUGUAUAUAGUUCUUCUCUGGUAAGAAGCCAAAUAUUUAAGCUCACCUCUUCCCAGGGAGAGAAAAGCACGGCUCAGGCCUCCAGUGUUGGCUGGCCACCACCAUAUGGAGUGGCCCACCCAAGGGAGGUGUGGCAAGUGGCCUGGGGAGGCUUUCCUCUUUAACUGUGCCUUUUCUUAGGAUCCAGGCGGGAACGAGGCCAAUAAUUUAUUGCUUUCUAUUUUGUGGUAUGUUUGUGCACCCAUGAACAUGUGUGUGUGAGCAUGUGCUUCUGUUGUUUAUUCCUCUCCUGUUAAGAGUGUAAUUGACUCAGUUCAGGUACUUCUGAGGGUUGUCUGGCUGACCCUGUGGUUGUCUCUAAUGUACACCCAUUUCAUUAUUUGCCGAUGGUGCAAUAACCACUGCUGACCAACCGACCUGUGUGCGGCCUCCUUACUGGGGCCUGGCAGGGGGGUGAGAUCCAUGGGCCAGGGCUGGGACAUGUGAGCUGUUCACCCACGUGCACUCAUUUGUCAUCCCUGCUCGUGAAGCAUGCACAAGGUACUAGGGUGCUCGUGUGGGAGGGAACUUGUUCUCUGCUGCUCCCACUCCCAUGGAAUGCUGUCUCUCCACAGCCCUGAGGUCCUCUUUGGGGUGGAGGGCCUUUAGCUCUUUUCCAAAGGGCCAAAGUUGGACUUAAAAGAAAGAAGAACAUUUUUCUAAUAGGCAAAAGUUUCCAGUGUCUGGUACCUUCUAGUCUCCCUCUUCAAUUCCCAGGAGACAUCCUAGAAGACAAGGAUUCUGAACUUGCAACCUAAAAAUGUCUUAAGGUGGCAUGCAACAUUGGGUGAAGGGUACACAUGUAUUUUCUGGAUGGAUCCUCAGUGUUCCUCCAAAUCUCUAAGGAGUCUUUGAUUCAAAAGGGUGAGGAAUCCCUCACUAUUUCUAACUGGGUUUCUUGCCUUUUUUCCAGGGUGCACCAGCCUUGUUUUGUCCCUUUUCUUCUUGGAGUAGGGUGGGGGCUGCAGGGCUCGGGAAGUAGAGCUCCCCCAUGGGUGUUCCCACAGACCCAUUGAGUCUCAAUCUGAAGAUGGAUCCAGUGAGUCUCAUGAGGUCAAGGAAAGAUCUAAGGAGAGUAGAGGCCUCUCUCUAGCAGACGCCAAG
Trichechus manatus latirostris (Florida manatee) is the source of this 5178-nucleotide messenger RNA. RefSeq names its product pleckstrin homology and RhoGEF domain containing G3 (gene PLEKHG3). The record is from RefSeq and is a predicted model, not a curated record. NCBI's taxonomy places the organism in Eukaryota, Metazoa, Chordata, Mammalia, Sirenia, Trichechidae. Gene Ontology annotation, biological process: regulation of establishment of cell polarity. Bases 96 to 3758 code for a protein of 1220 amino acids. Gene Ontology annotation, molecular function: guanyl-nucleotide exchange factor activity; small GTPase binding. The transcript has 16 exons.